GCAUCUCACUCGACUUUUCCGCCUCAGUGCGAGGAUGGACCGGCGUUGCGACGCUGCGCGCCGUCGGCUCUCGUCGGGUGCACGGAUCCUCCGAGGAUAAUCGGGAUUCUCGGCGAGACUCGGGGAACUGGGAGUUCCGGUCGAAACGAAAAGGGAACAUGUAACGGUCUCGUGAUACUCUCGUAAACAAAAAACCACACAAAUCACAAAAGUCUUCCAUUAGCGUGUAUCUAGUUCGAUACUUCUAAUCUAUAAGUAAUUCGUUAAGUGAAUACGAUAAUAAGCAACGGCCGCGGCUCCGAAGUGUAGUUUAAGGUAUCGACGUAAGAUUACAGAAGAUCCUCGCGAACGUACCAACAGCUCGUACUCGUCACGGCACGCGUAACUCUGGCGCACGCGGAUCGAAGCGGAACGUUUGUCAAUAAGGAUAAAGAGGAAGCCAGGAGGCCAGAAGCGAACGAGAGGAAGCUAGUCCGAACGGUUUUCCGCGAGAGGAUAAGAGGACUCGUUGGCCGAAGAUUUGCCCGCAGGACGCCCCACGUGUCCACGAUCGAUCAAUAGAGAGCGGCUCGAGUGAUUCGCGAGAGAUCGGAUCCGUUUUUCUUUUCUAUCGUAAAUCCAUGUGUCUCCAGGUCGUUCGAUCGACGAUAACUACGUUAAGACGACGCGUCGUGCCUCGAACGAGGAGCACGACCAUAGUGUGCCUGAUCUGAAGUCUUCCUUAGUCCGGCUAAGUUAGAGUAAGACGAUAUCGGUCUUCCUAUAUUCUUACAUGAGACGUUGAGAUAUAUACAUAUAUACAUACAUAUAUAUAUAUAUAUACACACACACAAACAGUGUUAAAAUAGAUAAGAGUAUAACAUUGAGAUUUAUCGUGUGUCCCGUUGAUGGAACGAUUCCCAACGGAGACGCGGGGAUAGAGGAUGAUUAAGAGCGAGUGAACGAGAGAGAAAGAAGAAGAAGAAGAAGAAGAAGAAGAAGCCGACGUCUCGACGUUGAUUACUUUCGGAAGAAAACAAUCGAACCCCCUUUCCUUUUCUUCUUCCGCUGACGCGAGGACAACCCAGUCUGCGAGGCCGACGUUUUUCAUCAUCUCUGCCGGAUGAUUGUUCUCGCGUUGGGACAACAGAAAUUCUGAAUACAAGGGACCCGUCGUAAUCGGGGGAGGAAGCCAUUACCUUCGCCUCGAGCCUCGCCCCCUCCCUUCCCUCCACGCUACCCCAAACUAUCAAAGCCACCCUCGAGGAGGGAUUAAGCCGCGUCGGAACUGCUUGCACACCGUCGGCGGCCGGCGGAGCUCCUUAACGCAAAUUAGCGGCCGAUCGGCCUUAAUGCUCGGCCAAUUACUCGACGGGCUAAUUAUUCAGGGCCGGAGAUUGUCCUCGGAGGCCGCCCCCGUCGCCGCGACAAAUUGGAUGACGAACGGAACGAAAUUUCGCGACGAAUUAGGCCGACGUUCGGAAAUCGUCGAGAGGGAAUCUCGCGUGAAUUUCAACGAACGAGGAACCUCGAAUUUCGAGGAGGACCGAGGGUUUCGAAAUACACGUUUACAUGGGAAGGAUAAUUGCUCCUUGGAAGGGAGUUGUAGCUCGAAGAUAGAGAAUCUUUUGUAAAUGGAAACUGAAAUCUGGCAAUUACCAUUAUUCGAUUGACGACGAAGAUCCGGUGAAUUGAAAGAGAGAGGGGCCAUUUUUAAGUCGAAGUUGAUCGCAUACGAUUCGUUUUGGAGAUUUGAUUGUUUUUUGGAGCGAGAUUCGCACUGUAAGGGAAAAGGAAUCGUUCUCCUUUCCACCGGAAGUUGAUCAAGGGAAUGACCAUGUCCGUGACGGUACCGUCCCCGCUGAAACCGGCGCGCGGCCGCGGCCCGGCCGACGGCCGCGCCUUCUUCGAGACGCUGUGGCGCGGGAACUUCUUCCUGGACCGGCAGAAAGUGAUGAAACGGUCCCGGAAACGUAAACUGCAAGCGGCGAACGGAAAGAAACGUGCACAGCUGCAGAUGCGACAGCACUGUUGCUGCUGCCAGCGCAUACAACUUCACCUGCUCGCCGGACGGCGAAGCAACAUGCGCUCCGUCGUCAGCGUUCGUGAGACACAUCAGAUUGCCGAGGCGCAGCAAGAGAAAAAUGCUAAGCUACGAGAGGCAUUCGGUAUAUCGGAGUUCUUCGUGGAGGGAAGUAGCCUAGAUCCGGAGAGGCACGCGCGCGAAGCCGAGGCGAGAGCUGCUGCUAGCAAAGUGUAUGAAUUGGUGAGAACCCCGAGCCCGGCGCCCGACACCACGUCUGCCCCAGAAAAGAAGAAACGAAAACGCUCCGGUAGCACUAGCAAGAAGAAAAAGGGGAAGAAGCACAAGAAGGAAAGGUCGGAAUCUCCAAAGGCUAGUAAGAAAAAAGAAAAGUCUAAGAAAAAGAAAAAGGAGAAAAAGCACAAGAAGGCUGAGGCUAGUUCCUCUGAUAGCGAAUCUAGUGAAGCUUCGGAUGAUAGCAGUUCGUCAGAAACUGAGUCAAAGAAGAAAAAGAAAAAGAAGAAGAAGAAGUCCAAAGCAGAGGCAAAAGAAAAGCAUGAGAAGAAAAAAGCAGCUGUCAAGAGGAAGCAUCAGUCAUCUGAGAGCUCAUCAGACAGCUCCCCGGAAAGGCCGAAAAAGUCUAUGAAACACGAUAAAGCUGCAGAAAAAGCAAAAAAUGACGAAACAGAAAACACUGCUAAAGAGAUUCGGUCGAAUCGAUCCCCAAAGAAGCAAGAGAAAGGUCGAAACGAGACUCCGCCUCCAAAAAAGAAAGACUCCCCCGUUAAAAAGAUUGCUCCUGAAAAGAGGGAGAAAUCCCCGGUUGCCCAUAAAAGUCCACCGAGGCGUCACAGAUCACCGUCGAGGAGUAGGGUCGAUAGAGGAAGAUCACCCAGAAGAUACUCAAGAUCACGGCGUGUUAGUCCCUCGCCAAGAAGGAGAAGAGUGUCUAGGUCUCCUAGGAGAUACAACCGAUACUCUAUAUCCAGAAGCAGAAGUCGAUCGAGGUACGACCGUUAUGGAUCACGACGCAGACCGUCGCCUCUGCCUAGACGCAGAAGAUCUGACUCUAGAAGGAGAUCAAGAUCACCCAGGAGGCAAAGAGACAGACGAGAAAGAUCAAGGGAACGCCGCAGAAGCCGUAGCAGGACCAGAAGCAGAUCUAGACGAUCCACCUUGAGCUACUCACCCGUGAGAAAGAACCCGGAACGGUACAAACACAUUCUGGAGGACAAGAAGAAACGGGAUCAAAAGAAGAACCAUGACAACAAACGGAAGUCUCGAUCGAGCUCUAAAACUAGAAAGAUAAGAACGAUCACGCCGAGAGUGAGGUUACGUUCUUCCAGCGAGGACGAAACCGACAUAGCCGAUGACGAACCAAAACCGGAAGACGAGGAAAGGCUGAAGGUGUUGCAUACUUUGAAACGUUUACAAACUACAUUAGCGGCAAAGGCUAGAGAAUCCAUCGGAAAGAAAGUGAUAAGCCCCGUAAAGGUAAAGGUGGAGAAGAAAGAAGAUAGUGUACUCGAUAUUGCUUUACCAAAUGAUCCACCGAAAAUGGUACAAAACAUUGUUGGUCCCAUACAGGAGAAGUCUAAGUCGAAAUCACCUAUAUCGCAUCUACCUGCUAUUCAGUCACCUGUAUCGAGUAGAUCACCUUCACCGGCAUUGCCGCUAACGCGAGAAGAGGCAGCUAUAAAGAUACGAUCGCCUAGCGAGUCUCCUCCUCCGUUACCGCAAACGUUAAAUAAAAUAAACUCGAGUUCACCGAGUACAGCGGGUAAGACGAAUCAUCGUUCAAAGUCUCCAAGCGUCACGAAGAAGAAUUCACCGGUUCUGUUACGGAAGAAUUCAUCGGAGAGCAAGUCGUCGUCGCAUUCACCACCGAUCUCUCACAAAGACGCGCCCAUAAAGCUACGUUCGCCGAGUGAAUCCCCGCCACCGAUGCCGAGCAACGUGGCCAAGUCAAAGCGGUCCGUUUCUCCAACCACUUCAAAGAAGAGUUCACCUGCUUCUAGGAAGCAUUCUCCAAGAGAUAAGUCCUAUUCCAGGUCACGUUCCAGAUCUUACACAAGAUCAGUAUCACCAGAGAAAAGGUCUUCCAGAUCUCCCAGGCGUCGUUCAAGAUCACCAUCAAGAGAGAAGAAGUCACGUUCUCCGUCGAGAGGCAAAAAGUCAGCGUCUCCUAGACAUAGAUCAUCCGUGUCCCCGUCGAAACCGAAAAAAUCACCAAAAUCUCCGGCAAGAACGAAAAGAGUAACCAGGUCAAGAUCUUCUUCGGAAUCGAAGCACUCCGCGUCCAGGUCACCGUCGCGCUCUAAGAAAUCUCCCUCUCAUUCGCCGGAGAAGUCAAGAUCCAGAAGUAGAACCAGGUCAUUGUCUAAAAGGUCCAGGAGUCGUUCGCUGUCGAAAAAGUCGAGAAGCCGAUCUUUAUCUAAGAAAUCUCGAAGCAGGUCAUUGUCAAAAAAGUCCAGAAGUCGAUCUCUAUCAAAAAAGUCGAGAAGCCGGUCAAGGUCGGUGUCCAGGAUAUCACGGGACAAAGAGAAAAGAAGUCGUAGUAGAAGCAGUUCGCGUUCUUCUUUAAGUUCAAGGCACAGCCGUAGAAGUUUUUCUAGUUCAUCGAGAUCAUCGAGCAGUGUUUCUAGCAGGUCCUCUCGUUCAACAUCAAGUAGUUCAGCUUCUAGCAGAUCUCGAUCUCCAUCUAUACCGCGGCGUCACGGUUCACCUAGUUUCUUAGACAGACGUCGAAUCACAAGUGCCAGGAAGCGACCAAUUCCAUAUCACCGACCCACUCCGACACCACCUUCUUCACCGAGUAGCUCAGAUAGCAGCAGGCAUAGUAAUUGGUCAAGUCCAAGUCAUCGGUCAAGUUGUUCUCCAAGUCGAAGUCCAUCGUACACGCGUUGAAGCGAACCAGUGGAUCCUUAAAGACAUUCGACGUUCCUCUUUACAUGUCAGAUUUGAAAUGGUGCGAACCACCGAGAUUCUCUGAUGCUUUUUUCUAACAGUCCUGCAUUAACAACACAAGUCAUGUUCGUGACAUUGAACAUUCCCUAGCUAAGCCCAGGGGAAAUUUUGAAGUAUUUACCUGCGGUAGAAAGCAUGAUUUAAAGAUGCAAGGAUAAUGUCCAUUUUAAGUUUGGUGCAUGAUCUUUAAGUCUGUAUAAAAUCUUACUAUGCAUUUACACCUCUGAUCUCAUGACUAAAUAAUACUCAUCGAUGGUGAUUCGCCGUAAUGCCGUUAGUUUCAGUAUUAGUACAUGUAUCAUUCGGACUAGGUUUUUCUUGUCAACUAAUGCUAACAGGAUUUCUACAACUCUUAUUUCAGAUAGACAGUAAGAGCAGAUAUUUUACAAGUAAUUGUUAGGAAUCUACCAGAUACCGGAAAAAUGAAUGCGUAUCGGUUUUAGUCAAUUACUCGUUCUUUGAUUUUUGUGGAUUUCAAUGAGAUUUCAAAGAGACAUACACGCAAGAGAAACCAAAGAAGAUAUUUUAAUAAUACUAGUGAUGUCUGGACGACAUUUUUUAAUACUGUCGUUUUCGAAAGGAUAUUAUUACCUGUGGUUUAUGUUGUCUCACAGCCGUUAGAGUUUUAAGUCUUCGCGUGAUAAUGUUCUUUACAAACUUACAUUCACCUGAGUACUUAAGCAAUAAGAAGGCAAUGAUGAUUGUAAGCAUCAUUAACAGCGUUGGUUGCAGCUUUUUCAGAUCUCAUAUUAUUAUUCAAUAGCUAUUAUUUAACUACUCAUUUAAAACUACUCUAGUAGUUCUAUGUCUGCGUGAUUAUUUAAUCAUGUAAUUGUUUGUUAUACAAACACCAGCUAGUCAAAUUUUAGACAUUCCAUUAAUGAUUAAAAAAGAAACACUAGCAUCCUUUAAUCUAUCAAUUUCUCGGGGGAAAGAAAUUUUAGUGCAAUGUUCUACAACCUGUUCCUUUUGUACAUAGAUAUUAUUGUGCAUAAUGAAGUUGAAUACUUUGCUCAUUUGCUUUCCAUUCUUCAUACUCGAUGUCUAAAAGAUUACAUAUUUAUUUAUAAACUUAUUUAUUUAUUUAUUUAUUUAUUUAUUUAUUUAUUGAAUGAUAUUAUAAUUUGCUAGUCAUUUGUCAACGUUAAUGGCAAGAAAAAAAAAGUAUAAAAGUGAUGUUAAACUUUUAAACUUUUCUUUAAUCGCAAUACUCGAUUUACCUAAAUACUAGUCAGAAAGUUUUUUUCUUGGCUAUAAAGCCAGGCAGCAUACCAAAAGACAUAAUUAGACUAGUCUUGAUUAUUCAAAGUUAAGUCUUGAAAAUGUAUGUAUAGGGUUAAAAGUCAUAUUUGGAAAGUCUACGUUGUUUAUAAUUAGAAGGAAAAACUACAUAGAACCUAGCUCCUGCAUAAUGACUGAGCCCGUUUUAUUAACAAGAAGUAGUCAAUUGCUAUGGUGUUGCAACACUGACAUUGCAUUGAUGCAUAUCUACUAAAGCAAAUACUGAAACAUAAAUGCACACUUAUUAUGAAACAUUUGUCUGCUAGAAUUAGCAUGGAAGGAAACUCCAAAUAUUAAUUUCAUUGUAUAAAUAAGAUUUGUUAAAACUUGCCCACCAUGGCUCUUGACUUACUAUUUCUUAUUCAUAAUUUACAGUCAUCGAAUGUUACCAUUGUUGAAAUGGAAAAAAUUCUGAUUAUAUCUGUAAUAUACUCUGUAUUGUUGUUGUGUGAUUAAAUCAAAAAGCUUAAAAAAAAUCAAGUCAUGUUUCAUUAACAGAAUUUAUUAUAUAAGUGCAUUUAAAUUAUGAUUUGGAUACCAACUCGAACAUUUCCCUAUAUAAUUUAACUUAUAAAAUAGUUGAUAUACUGAAAUCUUAAAUACAUAAUACAUAUAAGUAACAAGUCCUAUGCUACAAUCAACUUAAAUAUGUAGCUCGUAUAUAAAAUAUAUUUCCUUUUGUAUGUGUGGUCCCCUCCAAUUUUGUAUGACAAAAUAUUUAACCCACAUUAAUGCAUUAUUUCCGUAGUCCUCUAGUUCUUGCUUGCUUUGCUCGUUGCUGUGCAAGAUAGAUGAUCCAAAAGAAGCCAAUUAUAUUCAUAACAAAAACACGUAACUAAAAUAAAAUAUAAAGAUGACUAAAGUAUAUGAGAGAUCAAUAUUUAAAAAGCAUAUUAAUGCAUACCACUGGUGGAACAUAUUUCAAGUUGAUGAACUGUAUCAGUGUUAUAUAUUUUAAGUUUGCAUUCAGUAUUGGCCAAUAUAACUUCUUCAUCUGUUUGCAAGCAUCAUUAUGUGUGUUACCCUAAAAAAAAUAAACUUAUAGUUUGAUCUAUCAAUGAAAUGAAAAAAUGUACAUUUAAAAUAAAAAAUUAUACCUCAAAAAUAGAUAACAUGUAUAAUGAUAAAGCUUGGAAACAUGGUGUAUACAAACACCUAUCUAUUAACAAAAGUCCAAGAGGAUUUCUCACAAAUGGAUAUAUGUAUGAGUAAAAAUAAUGUGGAACAGGGCCUCCAAAGAAUAACCUAUAGAAUAAUGAUAUUAUUUGUUAAUUUCUAAUACAAAUUAAUUAAAAAACUUAAUUGUGAUUUUAUUAAGUUUACCCAAAGAGUGCAAAGGCAAGUAAACUAUCUCCAUUAGUGACUUUUGCCCCUGCAAUUUUUUGUGAUACAUAAUUUCCUAAUGAGGCAAUAAUACAGCUGAAAAUGAAAAAACUCUUAGUAAAUGUACGUAUUAUUUUAUGUGUAUCAUUAAAACCUUAAUAUACCUGGUAAGUGCUUUUGUUCUUACUGGGUUCGUAUAUAGGCGCUCGAAAUACGCACUUGUUAGCUGAAGAAUUAAAUCCAUUGGUUUAGAAAGUGACAUUAUUAAUGGUUUUUGCUGAUAUAUGUUUACGACGUAAAAAAUUAAGUAACGAGAGAUAAAGCUUGUAAAUGAGCUGACGUAUGUAAAAUGCAAAAGGAAUGAUCUGAUAAAAGACAGCGAACGAUAGACAAUAUUACUAACUCAAACGUAUCGUGUACAGGUUUAAUUGAUUUUGCAAGUCAUUAGGUUAAUCUUGAUGUACUCGAUUGAAUGAUAAAAAUAUCACUAAUCUACUGAAUCCUUGGAAAUAAUGAGGACUGACGAAAACAUCUUGGUCCGCUUUUGAAUUUUGUAAUUAACGGGUUUCAAAAUUUGCAUAUAAUUAAUGCGUUCGAUAAAUCGAAUAUGUCAUAAGAGAUGAAGCGAGUCACACAACAAAAAUAUUACAUACGUUUCAACUUACAGACUAAAUUGUUUAUAACGGUAUACUUAUACAUAGCAUUUUUUAAUGCAUUCAACUUUCCAAUUUAUGUAUCUUCCUACAAAUUAAUUAUUUACCUCAUUCCUACUUUAUUAUCAUGUUUAAAUAAAUAGAAUUAAAUUCGCUGUAAUAUCGUGCUACGGACAACAUCUAUUUUUCAACAAAAUUAGAUUGUUCAUUGAAUUUUCCUAAAUCGAUAUUAUGCAUUCACAUGAUUACAGCAAACUUGAUUGUUAAAUACAUAAUGGUUGAAAAGACUUCCGUCGCCAUCCGUGGGAAAAUGUCUAAGCUCUACUAAUCGAUACGUCUUGUAGAUGUCUCUAAAUGGUUCUUUGACUAGGAGAAACUGAAUUAAUUAAAACGUAUUAAUCCAAGCUUUACACGAUUUUUUAAUAAAGCUAUGCUAGAUUAUAUUACUCAUUAAACCAAAUGUACUUACGUUAAAAACCAAUGUUUAAUAACUUAAUAUUCAAUUUUUAUUAAUAACAAAAUUAUACAUGUCGUAUCUUAUUGUUAUCGAAUUAUUUUUUAUGUAGAGAUAUAGAUUACAUUUUAAAAGAGAUCAUUAUUCUAAUCAAUGUUAAGGUUUCCGUUUUGUUUCAUAAUACAUGUAAAUAAUUGAAAUUGGGAAUAAGUACUUUUGAAAUGUUCCACUAAAAGUCACGUGGUUUUGUUUUCAUGAGAUCCGCAUUUACUGUGCAUGAAGUGUAGAGAAGGUUACGUUAUAUGCGCAACUAAAUACACGUGUUGUGUUUUGGAUCAAGUGUUUUUG
Molecule: messenger RNA, 9028 nt
Organism: Nomia melanderi (Alkali bee)
Lineage: Eukaryota; Metazoa; Arthropoda; Insecta; Hymenoptera; Halictidae
Gene: Srrm234
Product: Serine-arginine repetitive matrix 2/3/4
Cellular component (GO): nucleus
Source: RefSeq, a predicted model, not a curated record